AGGAAAUAAUGUGUGAACUAGCGCACUUAGUGCUGCUAGUGACUGUACUAGCGCUGCCAUCCAGCACGGUCGGUUUACUGCCGGGGGAGCGCAGUUCUGACCCACUUAAUGACAUCGCCGCCAUCUCCCACACCGACACAAACUUGAUGCACCUACCCAUCGGCAACUCCCCCCAGUUGGAGGAUGACAUCCCGGGGUCACCGCUCACCCCCGACGAAUUUAAUUACGAACUCCCUGCGGAGGACUACAUCCCGCAGGACGGGGUGGCAGAUCCUAUCAUGUUCGCGGAGGCCUUCCAGGGCGACAUCGUGCUGGUGGACCACGAGGAGCUCAUGCGCAUGACUAUGCCUUCACACGAGACGAUCUCGACGAGGAACGCAGUCAUCAACCGACGCCGGACGUGGGAAGACAGAAAAAUACCUUACGUUAUCUCUGCCAGUUACAAUCAGGACGAGCGCGGCAAGAUCGCGGUUGCCAUGCAAAACUUCAAGGACGCGACUUGCCUUGAAUUUGUUCCCCGCGCUCGACAAACUGACUACCUGCACCUACACAAAGGCGCGGGGUGCUCCAGCAUCGUGGGCAAGAUGGGGGGUAAUCAGGAGGUAUCCCUGGGCGAAGGAUGCCUGUACGUAGGAAUCAUCAUGCACGAGCUGAUGCACGCCGUAGGAUUCUGGCACGAACAAUCCCGGCAGGAUCGCGACGAUUACAUCAGGAUUAACUUCAAUGAAAUUCAGAGCGGCAUGGAGUAUAAUUUCAAGAAAUAUAAUUGGGAUACAAUAUCGAACCUGUCCGCUCCCUACGAUUUAUUGUCCAUCAUGCACUAUGGCUCCAAGUCUUUCUCCAAGAGCGGCCGCAAUACCAUCGAGGCCAAAGACGGCACACCUAUAGGCCAGCGCAACGGCUUCUCUAGGGUGAGGGUAGAACCUGUACAGGCUCUGGACUGUGUGGACAACUGGGAGGACGGCAGCAAGUGUAAGCACUGGGCGCGUCUGGGAGAGUGCGAGAAGAACCCUAGCUUCAUGAUGGUCAGCUGUCGCAAGUCAUGCAACAACUGCCAGAAGUGUGAAGACACCAACGCCCACUGCGACUUCUGGGCCAAAAAUGGCGAGUGCACCAAGAACUUUGCGUACAUGGAGAGUGCUUGCAAAAAGUCCUGCAAGCUGUGCCACGCACGCG
Molecule: messenger RNA, 1176 nt
Organism: Hyalella azteca
Lineage: Eukaryota; Metazoa; Arthropoda; Malacostraca; Amphipoda; Hyalellidae
Product: zinc metalloproteinase nas-6
Biological process (GO): proteolysis
Molecular function (GO): zinc ion binding; metalloendopeptidase activity
Source: RefSeq, a predicted model, not a curated record